GAAACCAUUAGAGCCAGCCACUUCAGAUGCUGACCAUCGGCGGAUCACAUGCAACAAGAACGUCACCAAUUUAGCAAUGUACAUGUACGGUAAGCUUCGGUAUUGGUCGCAAUCGCCGAGGGACGUUUAUCCUUCAACUCCUCCAACUUCAGAAAGGCAAUUUCAAUCCAUCGCAACCAUGUAAUCACGAUAAUCCACAUUGUAUAGUAUAGCUUCAAUCUGUUGUUUCAUUAUUGUCCCUCCCUCAUGGGCCGAAUUUACUUUCCGUUAGCUUCGGGGUAAACAAGCGUUGGAAUCCAGGCUAUCCAAGUUCAAUCCCUUCGCAGUUUUCGACCCGUUUCCGCCGAGGUUACGAUCGAAAUCAUGGCGGCGCAGUCUAAACUCGUUCUGCCCGAUCGGUCUCUUAAGAGUGUCGUCGCCCAAUUGACGCAUCUAUACGUCGAGAACCGAACCCGAAUCUCCCGCGUAGUCUACCUUACCCUACUCGUUGCCCUCGUGAACCGCGUCCGGCAUGCCAUAUCCGAACAGAAGGCCGCGUCCGCGCGCGAGGCGGCGAAGCGGAAAUUGGGCACGACCUCGAGCGACGGCACCGAGGUGACGAAAAAGAAAAAAGUCGAGUUGAAUCGCGAGUUCUUCAAGUCUUUGUUAAGGUUGCUAAAGAUAGUCGUGCCCGGCGCGCGAAGCAAGGAGACCCGGCUGCUUAUUAGCCACAGCUUCUUCUUGGUCGUACGGACGCUUAUAAGCUUGAAAGUCGCCGAGAUGGACGGCGCAAUCGUAAAAGCACUUGUAAAAGGAAGUGGGAAAGAAUUCCUGACUAGAAUCGUAUGGUGGAUGUUGAUCGCCGUCCCUGCGACCUUCACAAAUUCCAUGUUGUCAUACCAUCAAGCCGAAUUGUCGCUCAGAUACCGAACACGGUUAACCCAAUUCAUCCACGACAAGUACCUAUCCCAACUCACAUUUUACGGCAUCUCUGCGCUAGACGAUCGGAUAAAGAACCCGGAUCAGCUCAUCGCUGUUGACGUAGCUAAGUUCUCGAACAGCUUAGCUGAGCUAUAUAGUAAUUUAGCCAAGCCUAUAUUAGAUAUGACCAUAUAUACAUGGUCAUUGUCGAAGAGUGUUGGUGGUGAGGGUGUCAUGUUUAUGUCUUUACUUGUCCAGCUCUCAGCUCACCUCAUGCGCGCCUUGACGCCUCCUUUCGGGAAAUAUGUCGCAGAUGAAGCGAGACUAGAGGGUGAAUUCCGAUUCCAACACUCGAGACUCAUUGAUCACAGCGAGGAAGUGGCACUUUACCACGGUCACGAAGCAGAAAAGGAUACACUCGACAAGGGCUACUUUACGCUAAUCAAGCAUGUGAAUUACAUCUUGCGUCGGAGAUUUUACCAUGGAGUGAUGGAAGAUUUCGUCAUCAAAUAUUUCUGGGGUGCUCUGGGCCUUUUGCUUUGCAGCGUGCCCGUCUUUUUCAAGUUGCCUAACCAAUUAGCUGGUGCGACCGCCAACAUGGGAGACCGAACAGAAACAUUCAUUACCAAUAGGCGGAUGUUACUGAGUGCAUCCGACGCAUUUGGCCGUGUAAUGUUCUCUUACCGCGAGAUCAUGGAGCUGGCUGGUUACACAUCACGUGUCGCAUCACUAUUGGAGGUUAUGGACGAUAUCCAGGCUGGACAUUUCGAGAAGAAGCUGGUUUCCAGUUCGGGCAUCGAGGACAAUGAAGCCGUGCUGAAAGGCAGAGGGAAAGUGAUAGAGAGUAAGGACAUUGAGUUUAUCGAUGUACCGAUCAUCUCACCAAAUGGAGACGUCCUUGUUAGAGCACUCUCGUUUUCGCUCAAACAAGGCGAGCAUCUACUUGUCGUUGGCCCGAACGGCUGCGGAAAAUCAAGCCUUUUCCGAAUCUUGGGUGGUCUGUGGCCCGUGUACGGCGGUACCGUAUAUAAGCCACCGUUUACGGACAUCUUUUAUAUUCCCCAACGACCAUACUUAUCACGCGGCAGCCUUCGCCAGCAGAUUACAUACCCGGAUAGCCUGCGAACUGUUCGCGCGCGCGGCGUGACCGAUUCCCAGUUACUCGACAUUCUAAGAAUCCUCUCCCUGGAGCAUCUCGUCGAUCUCUACCCGGAAGGCUGGGACGCGGAAGCCGAGUGGCGAGACGUCCUCUCGGGAGGCCUGCAACAGCGCGUAGCCAUGGCUCGUCUAUUUUACCACAAGCCGCGUUACGCGAUUCUCGAUGAGUGCACAAGCAGCGUGACGCUCGAGACUGAAAAGGUCAUGUACGAUAAUGCGAAGGCCAUGGAAAUUACUUUAAUGACCGUAAGUCACCGGCGAAGUCUAUGGAAGUACCAUAGUAGGAUCCUGCAGUUCGACGGACAGGGUCACUUCGUAUUUACGAAGCUCGAUGCCGAGAGGAGGUUGAAACUGGAGGAUGAGAAGGAAGAUCUGGAAGUUCUACUCCGACAGGUACCAGACAUUGAAAGGAGAAUUGGCGAAUUGACCGCUGGAUGAUGGGGCGGAGAAACAUCUAGGCCAGGACGAUUGACGAAUCAGGGACGUGUUGUAUAGUAGGAGAUGUAUAUACCUAGCUAGCCUCAAUGCUAAAAGCCAUUAACACACGAUGGUAUACACACUAGCCUCCGGACACCGGCACCGGGGUUGCGGAACGGGUGCGAUUAGUC
Molecule: messenger RNA, 2666 nt
Organism: Annulohypoxylon truncatum
Lineage: Eukaryota; Fungi; Ascomycota; Sordariomycetes; Xylariales; Hypoxylaceae
Product: ABC transporter transmembrane region 2
Exons: 3
Coding region: 364-2496 (710 amino acids)
Biological process (GO): peroxisome organization; very long-chain fatty acid catabolic process; long-chain fatty acid import into peroxisome
Cellular component (GO): peroxisomal membrane
Molecular function (GO): ATP hydrolysis activity; ATP binding; long-chain fatty acid transmembrane transporter activity
Source: RefSeq, a predicted model, not a curated record